Molecule: messenger RNA, 1509 nt
Organism: Opisthorchis viverrini
Lineage: Eukaryota; Metazoa; Platyhelminthes; Trematoda; Opisthorchiida; Opisthorchiidae
Exons: 1
Coding region: 1-1509 (502 amino acids)
Source: RefSeq, a predicted model, not a curated record
AUGCAUCUAACGUUUGUUAUAAAAUCGUUUAUCAUAACAAAGAAAAUGUGCCAUGUUCAUAUUCUCUUCCUAUUGAUUGCAGCACAAAGUGUGCUUACUCAUGGUGUCCCUUCCCUCACAAGUUACGAGAGUUCCUCCCAUGAUGCAGAUGUUUACCCAGUGGAUUUCGCCGAAACUCUGAGCGAGGGCUCCGAAGGUUAUACUGCGUCUGCUCCCAAAGACCUGGCAGAAAGCUCCAUCGGUCACUACAAGCAAAAUGGACAGUUUUCACUUUAUGGUAACAUCAACCAUGAUUCGGACUACGGAUUGGAUGCUAAUCUCUUGUCAGCCGGUAAACUCCUUGGAAAGGGCUUCCUAACCAAAGGAUCGAAAUAUGAAACUGUCACAGCAUUCCAAAAAGGCGGUGUGUAUGGUCCCAAUGGAUACAAGAAACGACAUCAUGAUUUCAACACGCAAGGCUUCGUGAAGAACUUUCUUAGUAAAGAAAUCGAUAGUAAAUUCAAACUUGAUGGCAACCUGAAAUCUCAAGGAAACUUGAAUAUCUACGGUGAGUCCAGCGUAGUUGGAAAACUUGAAAAGGUCAAUGGAUUAAACUCAAAUGGUGAUCUGAGAAAGUACCGUCAGUAUGGCGGACUUGCUAAUGAUAAUAGCUACAAUCUACUGGAAAAUUCAGACAACCAUGGGGAUGAUUACUACACACACGGGUUGGUGAACAGUUUUGAUGGUAAUGAGUGGGGCAAUAAGUUUCGUCACAAAAACCAUAUUCACCCCCAUGGAAAUAUUCAUGCUUACGGUGGUUCAAGGGUAGUCGGGAAGUAUGGAAGGAUCGGUGGUUUUGAUUCUGACGGCGACUCGAACAAAUUCGGACAAUACGGCAGUUACACAGGUGUUGUUGGUGAUAACCCCUAUGAGCUUCCAGGGAGCUCGGAAAGCCUUGUGAGUGGCUACAACGUGCGAGAUAAUGUGAACGAAUUUGGUGGCACAAAGAAGCUUCGACUCAAAAGUAAACUUAAGCCCUAUGGAAAUAUAUAUGUCUACGGUGAUUCAAGCGUUGUCGGAAAGUUUGGAAGGACCGGUGAUUUCAAUUCUGAUGGUGGCCUGAACAAAUUCGAACAACAUGGCAGUUCCACAGGUGUUGGUGUUGUUGGUAAUAGCCACAGUCUUGUGAAAGGUUCAGACAUCAUUGCUAAUGACUACAACUCACAUGAAUUCACGAACAACUUGGUGGGAAAAGGGACCAAGAACAUAGUUCACCUCAAGAGUAGUCCAAAUUCCAAAGGAAGCAACAAUAUCUUAGUUGAUUCAAGCUCAAUUAGAAAUUUCAAUGAAGUCAGUGGUUUCACCCAUAACGCCAAACCAAAGAAGUACCGUCACCAUGUGGGUUCCACAGGGAUCACUGACUACAAUAGCCGUAAACUAGUGAAGAAUGCAAAGGGUCUUGGGAGCGAUGUGGAAUUCGCCCAACACACACAUGUUGACACCUUCGGAGAUGUGGACAGCACGAACUAG